Molecule: messenger RNA, 3072 nt
Organism: Xyrauchen texanus (razorback sucker)
Lineage: Eukaryota; Metazoa; Chordata; Actinopteri; Cypriniformes; Catostomidae
Exons: 2
Coding region: 1-3072 (1023 amino acids)
Biological process (GO): DNA integration
Molecular function (GO): nucleic acid binding
Source: RefSeq, a predicted model, not a curated record
AUGAGCGUCGGCCGCGUAGGCAGGCUGCUUUUCAUCCACGACAGCAUCUCUGGACGGCGUUUUCUGUGCGACACAGGAGCACAGAGGAGCGUCCUGCCUGCAUCUCGUUUGGACAUGGUGACCGACAGCCACGGCCCCCCUAUGGAAGCUGCCAAUGGUAGCCCCAUCCGCACAUAUGGAACGAGGUACAUCGAAUUAUGUUUAGGAGGACAGCACUUCGGCUGGAACUUUGUUACCGCAAAGGUUGCCGUUCCCCUCCUCGGCGCUGAUUUUUUGUGUGCACAUGGACUGUUGGUGGAUGUAAAGCAUCGCCGUCUGAUUGACGCUGUCACGUUUUGCUCUUAUACAUGCACGCUCAGCGGGACCGACUCCAUACAGCUGUCUAGCAUGCUUUCAACUUCUGAUGAUUUCCACCGUCUGCUUGCCAGUUUCCCAGCCCUCACUCAGCCCACUUUCUCUGCAUCUGCCGUGAAGCAUGGUGUGGAGCACCAUCUCGCCACCACUGGUCCACCCGUCUACGCCCGCGCUCGGCGCCUCGACCCAACCAAGCUUACCGUUGCAAAGGCUGAGUUUGCGAACAUGGAACGCCUGGGAAUAGUUCGCCGAUCCGACAGCCCAUGGGCAUCGCCCCUUCACAUCGUCCCCAAACCUGGUGGCAGCUGGCGCCCGUGUGGCGACUACCGGCGCCUUAAUGAGGCAACGGCGCCUGACCGAUACCCAGUCCCGAACAUACAGGAUUUUUCAGCACACCUGUCUGGCAAGGUGAUUUUUUCUAAGGUGGAACUUGUUCGUGGAUAUCAUCAGGUGCCGGUACAUCCACUGGACAUCCCCAAAACGGCGGUGAUCACGCUGUUUGGUCUGUUUGAGUUCCUGCGCAUGCCGUUCGGCCUUAAAAACGCCGCCCAAUCUUUUCAAUGCCUCAUGGACUCUGUUUUGCAGGACCUGCCUUUUCUUUUUGUAUACUUGGAUGAUAUUCUAGUAGCGAGCACGUCCAAGUCUCAGCACCUGGCGCACCUCCAAACCCUUUUUGAGCGGCUUAGCCAACAUGGAUUGAUUGAUGGGGCAGUCCCUCUCCCAUCAAAGGUGGAGGCAGUCACACAGUUCCCACGCCCGCUCACUGUCAAAUCCCUGCAAGAGUUCCUCGGCAUGGUGAAUUUUUACCACCGCUUCAUCCCUCGAGCUGCUCUGCUCAUGCGGCCUUUGCAUGAGGCCUUGAAAGGUAAACCACAGCACGUUGUGGACUGGACUGAGAGUAGAGACAGGGCUUUUGCCGCCACUAAGGCAGCCCUAGCGAACGCCACCAUGCUGGCGCAUCCUUCUCCAACAGCCCCCAUCGCCAUCACCUCGGAUGCCUCAGACUAUGCUGUUGGUGCUGUCUACGAGCAGUGGGUAGGCGGUGCCUGGCAGCCGCUGGCUUUCUUUAGCCGUCAGCUGCGCCCCUGUGAGCGGAAGUACAGCACUUUCGACCGGGAGCUGCUGGGUCUCUACCUCGCCAUCCGACACUUCCGUUCCCAGCUGGAAGGCCGACACUUCACUGCGUUUGUGGACCACAAGCCGUUGACUUUUGCCAUGGCCAAGGUGGCUGAACCGUGGUCCGACCGCCAGCAACGUCAUCUGUCCUACAUUUCGGAGUUCACCACGGACUUGCAGCACGUUGCUGGUAAGACCAACCAUGUGGCUGACUGCCUAUCACGGGUUGUGGCGGGGGCAGUCCACCUGGGUUUGGAUUACAACCGCAUGGCGGCCACUCAGGCCACAGACCCGGACGUGCAACUCCUGAGGACCUCGACUACAGGUCUGCAGAUCGAGGAUGUGGUUUUUGGCGAUGUCGGCACCACGCUCCUGUGUGACAUCUCCACAGGUAGUCCUCGGCCAGUCGUUCCCUCGGGAUGGAGACGACAAGUUUUUGACACCAUCCAUGGUCUCUCCCACCCAGGUUCGAAAGCGUCACAGAGACUGGUUGCAGCUAAGUUUGUUUGGCACAGCCUCAAGAAGGACGUUAGGGAUUGGGCUAACAUCUGUGUUGAGUGCCAACGAGCCAAAGUCCACCGCCACACUAAAGCCCCGUUAGGUUUGUUCCCGGUUCCGGAGAGAUGUUUUGAUCAUGUAAACGUGGACCUGGUCGGUCCUCUGCCCUCCUCUCACGGUUUCACAUAUCUGUUCACCAUGGUUGACAGGACCACCCGCUGGCCCGAGGUUGUGCCUUUGACGUCAAUGGCGUCUGUCGAGAUGACACGGGCAUUUAUUGGCACCUGGGUUGCCCGUUUCGGCACUCCUUCGGACAUAUCCUCUGACCGAGGCGCGCAGUUCACGUCUGAGCUGUGGGACGCUGUCGCACAGAGCCUCGGAGUGAAACUCCACCGCACGACCGCAUAUCACCCGCAGGCUAACGGACUCUGUGAACGUUUUCAUAGGUCAAUGAAGGCUGCCCUGCGUGCCAGCCUCAAAGACAGCAACUGGGUCGACAAGCUCCCAUGGAUGUUGCUGGGCAUCAGGACUGCGCCAAAGGAGGACCUUCAGUCCUCAUCCGCGGAGCUUGUUUAUGGACAGCCACUGCGGGUACCGGGGGAGUUUGUCCCUAGUGCCACUGUUCCCUGGUCUGCUACUUUCCAGCGGUCUACUCUACUGGACAAUGCAAGGCUUUUCGCACCUGUUCCAACUUCACGUCACGGCCUCCCUCAGUCACACAUCCCCGCUGGACUUCAGACGGCUGACUACGUUUUCAUUCGCCACGAUGCCAACAGGGGACCGCUACGUCCGCCCUAUGAGGGCCCAUUCCGGGUUCUGGAGACGGGGGACAAACAUUUUGUGGUGGACAGAGGCGGCAAACCGGAGCGACUUUCUAUCGACCGCCUCAAACCAGCUCAUUUGGACGUGGCCAGGCCCAUCGACCUGGCCCAGCCCCCAUGCCACGGACGGCCUCAUGCUCUGCCUCCACCCCUUGCUCCUAAACCUCCUACACUCCAUGCCCCACACCCGGGUCAUGACGGGACACCGGCUGCAGUGAGGUCUCCUCAACCUCCAGUACAGCUCAGUCGUUGUGGUCGGUUGAUACGCCCACAUCCCCGUUGA